GCAACCGGGACGCAGGAAAAAGGGGAUCAGUCUACUGAACUCUGGAGGAUAUCGUAGCAGAGGGAACAAAAGCAGAGGCCAGGGUAGAGCCAGCUCGAGCGAUAAGGCACUGACAUGGCCGCCACGGCGUACUCUACGGCGCUUCUCGGCGGAGCGCGCCUCCCCGCUGUCGGCGCCGCCGUGCCGCCCACCGUCCUCCUCCCGCGGCGUAACCUGUCCCCUCUCCGUCUCCAAGAUGCGCCGAGGUUGUCGCUGCUUCGGGUGAAGGUCUCCUCCGACGACACCGCGACCUCGGCCGCGAGCGGCGACGAGCUCAUCGAGGACUUGAAAGCCAAGUGGGACGCCGUUGAGAACAAGACCACCGUCCUCACGUACGCCGGCGGCGCCAUCGUCGCGGUCUGGCUGUCGUCCGUUAUCGUCGGGGCCAUCAACUCCGUGCCUCUGCUUCCCAAGAUCAUGGAGCUCGUUGGGCUCGGGUACACCGGAUGGUUCGUCUACCGCUACCUUCUCUUCAAGGAAAGCAGGAAAGAGUUGGCCGACGACAUCGAGUCGAUCAAGAAAAAGAUUGCUGGGACAGAGUAAAAUGUUUCUCUUGAAAUUUUGAUGGAUGAUUCUUUUGAGAACACAUUACCUGUUGUCUAGAGUACUACUACUGUUGCCUUCGAAUUUUACAUACCCUGUGUGCCAAGAAGCUCUUAUUGUGUUCUUUCCUCUGAUGGAGAAUAACAAUGUACAUACUUUGUGCCCUCAGGGUAUCACCUUUUUCGUCGCUUCAUUUUGCAAUCAAAUGGAUGCGUCUAUGUGUGGCUUCGAUUUCA
This is a messenger RNA of Phragmites australis (common reed), 818 nucleotides long. Its product is annotated as protein CURVATURE THYLAKOID 1A, chloroplastic-like. NCBI's taxonomy places the organism in Eukaryota, Viridiplantae, Streptophyta, Magnoliopsida, Poales, Poaceae. The record is from RefSeq and is a predicted model, not a curated record. Gene Ontology annotation, cellular component: thylakoid; chloroplast thylakoid membrane. The transcript is spliced from 5 exons. The coding region runs from base 115 to 582 and encodes 155 amino acids.